Molecule: messenger RNA, 543 nt
Organism: Rotaria sp. Silwood2
Lineage: Eukaryota; Metazoa; Rotifera; Eurotatoria; Philodinida; Philodinidae
Source: the annotation of a GenBank genome assembly
AUGUUGAUUUAUCGAGAAGAAAUCGAUGGAUUACGAGCUGUUGCCGUUCUCCCAGUUAUUUUAUAUCAUUCUGGCAUUACCACAUUAUUUGCUGGAGGAUAUAUAGGUGUUGAUAUAUUUUUUGUGAUAAGUGGUUAUCUAAUUACAUCCGUUAUCGAAAAAGAACGCGAAGAUGAAACGUUUUCAAUUGUUCAUUUUUAUGAACGACGAUGUCGUCGCAUUCUUCCAGCACUAUUUUUCAUAUUAUUUAUCACUAGUAUUUUUGCUUAUUAUUGGAUGCUACCUGAACAAUUGAACGAAUUCGGACAAACUUUAAUAUCAAUUAUUAGUCUUUCAUCAAAUCUAUUUUUUUGGUGGAAAGAUGAUGGCUAUUUUACACAGUUAACUGAAUUAAAUCCGCUUGUUCAUACAUGGAGUUUAGCGGUAGAAGAACAAUUUUAUUUCGUAUUUCCAUUAAUAUGUUAUUCUUCUGGCAAGAGAAAAUGUUGUCUUAUUAUAAUUCUGAUAUCUUUUGCCAUAUUCAGUUUUUUUCUUGCUCAAUAG